AUGUAUGAUGAUUAUCACUGCACAAAUUGCUUGGGAGGCCAAUUAAGUCCAUCUUUGGUCAAUUUGACCAAUUUGCGAUACUUGGACAUGAGCUCAAAUGAUUUUUCAGGAAUCCAAGUUCCUGCAUUCUUGGGAUUGUUGAAAAACUUGAGAUACCUCAAUCUCUCAAGUGCAGGAUUUGAUGGUGAAAUUCCCCACCAUUUAGGAAACCUCUCACAUUUACGGUAUUUAGAUCUUGGGUGGAAUUCAUUGAGCACUAAGGAUCUCGGGUGGAUUGCUGGGCUCUCUUCUCUAGAAGACUUGAAUGGUUGUGAUCUCUUCAUCCAUCCUCAUCUUUCACAUGUCAAUUUCACAUCUCUUGCUUUCCUUGAUCUCAGUGGAAAUAAUUUCAACAACUACAUGGCCCCUCCUUGGCUCCGUAAUCUUACUGGCCUCCAUGAUCUUCGUCUUGUUGGUACUAAUCUUUUUGAUUCAAUUCAUGAUCUAUUUGACCAUAUGACCUCUCUCGUUCAUCUCGAUCGAUCUUCAAACCGCUUUUGUAAUGCAAGCAGUCUUACUUAUUUGGAUCUGAGUUUUAAUAAUUUGCAAGGGUCAAUACCAAGUAAAAUAGGCCAACUUAUAAAUCUUACUUAUUUGGAUCUGAGUUUUAAUAAUGUGCAAGGGUCAAUACCAAGUGAAAUAGGCCAUCUUUCAAAACUAACUAAUCUAUUAUUGUCUCAUAAUAAAUUAAAUGGUACCAUACCGACCAAUCUUUGGCAGCUGACGAAGCUACAAGAAUUUGACGUUGGAGACAAUUCAUUAACUGGGGUCCUAUCUGAAGACCAUUUUGCGAAACUCCGAGAGCUGAAGUACCUGGACCUAACUGGAAACUCACUCGCUCUGAACGUGAGCUCCUCGUGGGUUCCUCCUUUUCAACUCCAAGAAACUCAGAUGGGAUCCAUCAUUGUGGGACCCAGGUUUCCAGCUUGGCUUCGGACGCAGAAGGAGCUUGAGGUGUUAGGCAUGCGGGACGCGAGCAUUUCAGGUGCCAUACCCAACUGGUUUCGAGUGCUUUGUGAUGAUAUUAGGAUAUUAGAUCUCUCCAGCAACAGCCUAACUGGAAAUCCUUUGGAGUUCAAAUCGUUUCCGCAGCUUGAAGAUUUAGAUCUUUCACACAAUUUUCUUACUGGACAUAUUCCGCAGCUUCAACAUGCGCUGUCGUCUCUCGCACUAAAUGAUAACCGUUUCACAGGUACUAUCCCUGAAGACUUGUGCAAGUCGGAAAAUUUAUCAGAAUUGGAUCUAUCCAACAAUCUUCUGUCCGGAAGAGUUCCUCUGUGUCUAGGAAACUUGCAAGACCUGUCUUUCCUAAACUUGGCAAAUAACAGUCUAUCCAGUCAAAUUCCGAGUUCACUGGGUAACUUGUUGCAGCUUUCUAAGCUGCAUUUGAAUGGAAAUAAAUUCAUUGGAAGGCUCCCGUCAAUGCAGCAUCUGAUAGAGUUGCAAAUUCUUGAUCUCGGUGCCAGUGGACUAAAGGAUAUUAUACCAGCUUGGAUUGGGGAAAGGUCUAGAUGGAGGUUACGCCGUUGA
This is a messenger RNA of Coffea eugenioides, 1569 nucleotides long. RefSeq names its product receptor-like protein EIX1. Lineage: Eukaryota; Viridiplantae; Streptophyta; Magnoliopsida; Gentianales; Rubiaceae. The transcript is spliced from 4 exons. Bases 1 to 1569 code for a protein of 522 amino acids. The record is from RefSeq and is a predicted model, not a curated record. Gene Ontology annotation, molecular function: protein binding.